AUGUAGUACCCUUCGACUAUAAUAUCGCCAAGGCACGGAUUUGCUGGAGGUGCAGAACAGUUUAUCAGGUGUUGGAGAUGGCACUGGCAUGGCUGUGCCCACACACAAAGAAGACGCCGACAGUGCGGGUGCGUGACUUGAAUGCCAUGACUGACGGAGAGUGCGCAGCGCUGCUGCUCAACGUGGUGGAGCGCUGGCCUGCUGCUGCCGAGGCCGUCUGCUCUGGCAGGCCCUACCAAAGUGCCGACCAUGUGGCCGCUGCUGCUGGUGACUACCUGGACUGCUUAACACCAGCAGACAAGGAGGAGGUUCUGCGCAGCCACCCAGACCUGGGCAGCAAGGAGCAGCUGACAGAGGAGUCCAACAGGGAGCAGCACAUGGCUGGCCUGCAGACAAACUCCAAGGCAACCGUCAGUGACAUACAUGAGCUGAGCCUCAGCUAUAAAUCAAAAUUUGGAUUCCCAUUUGUAAUUUGUGCACGGGAAAAUAAAGCAGACACAAUUCUUGAAGGGCUGAGGAGGAGGUUACAGAAUUCUAAGGAAGACGAACUGGAAACAGGUAUUUCUGAAGUAAAGAAGAUAUGCAAUUUAAGAAUAAAAGAUUUAGUUGAAGACUGAACUUUUGCAUCAUGUAUAUAACAACUUGUUAUUCAAUGUAUAUGAAAUAAAAACCAAUAUUUCCCUUCAAAUAAAAAUAAAGGUGUAUCAGCUAGAA
Molecule: messenger RNA, 714 nt
Organism: Schistocerca piceifrons (Central American locust)
Lineage: Eukaryota; Metazoa; Arthropoda; Insecta; Orthoptera; Acrididae
Product: 2-oxo-4-hydroxy-4-carboxy-5-ureidoimidazoline decarboxylase-like
Exons: 4
Coding region: 78-617 (179 amino acids)
Biological process (GO): allantoin metabolic process
Molecular function (GO): carboxy-lyase activity
Source: RefSeq, a predicted model, not a curated record